Molecule: messenger RNA, 1766 nt
Organism: Boleophthalmus pectinirostris (great blue-spotted mudskipper)
Lineage: Eukaryota; Metazoa; Chordata; Actinopteri; Gobiiformes; Gobiidae
Product: inward rectifier potassium channel 2-like
Exons: 2
Coding region: 265-1674 (469 amino acids)
Biological process (GO): potassium ion import across plasma membrane; regulation of monoatomic ion transmembrane transport
Cellular component (GO): plasma membrane
Molecular function (GO): inward rectifier potassium channel activity
Source: RefSeq, a predicted model, not a curated record
CACCGGUACACGAGCGGACCCGCACGAGACCCUUUUCACGCGGACACGACACGGACACGAGCGUACGGUCCACGGCACGAGCCACGACGCACGGCACGAGCGGGAUUUACGAGCAUGACGCAGCGACGCAGCAACAGAUGACCCGUGGCCCUCGCUGACCCUCUCCUCGUGGCGGACGUUUCGUUUCUCUCUCUGUGGUCGACCCUCGUCUUCGCUCUGGGGCAGGUGCUUCAGCGCUUCCUUCAGAAGCUCCAGGUCGAGGGGAUGGGAAGCGCUCGAGUCAACAGUCGACACGUCAGCACCAGCUGCUACAGCGCCGUGUCCUCCGACGAGAUGAAGCUCACCGCUAACACGGCUAACGGCAAAGCGAAGCCGGCGCCGCCGCACAGCCGCUUCGUGAAGAAGGACGGUCACUGUAACGUGCACUUCGUAAACGUGAGCGGGCGAGGCCAGCGGUACCUGGCCGACCUGUUCACCACCUGCGUGGACGUGCGCUGGAGGUACAUGCUGCUGAUCUUCUGCCUGGCCUUCGUCCUGUCCUGGCUCCUCUUCGGCUUCAUCUUCUGGCUCCUGGCGCUGCUCCACGGCGACCUGGAGGUCGGAGGUCACAGGAAGUGCGUGUCUAACGUAAGCACCUUCACCGCCGCCUUCCUCUUCUCCGUGGAAACACAGACGACCAUCGGCUACGGCUACAGGUACGUGACGGAGGAGUGCCCGCUGGCCGUGUUCGCCGUGGUGCUGCAAAGCAUUCUGGGAUGCAUCAUCGACGCCUUCAUCAUCGGCGCCGUCAUGGCCAAGAUGGCCAAACCCAAGAAGCGCAACGAGACACUAGUGUUCAGUGAAAACGCGGUGAUCGCGCUGAGAGACGGGCGCCUGUGCCUCAUGUGGCGAGUGGGAAACCUGCGGCGGAGCCACCUGGUGGAGGCGCACGUGCGUGCGCAGCUGCUGCGCUCACGAGUGACGGAGGAGGGCGAGUUCAUCCCUCUGGACCAGAGUGACAUAAACGUGGGCUUUGACAGCGGCGUGGACAGACUCUUCCUGGUGUCUCCCAUCACCGUGGUGCACGUGAUCGACGAGAACAGCCCGCUGUACUCGCUGAGCCGCACCGGCCUCCAGGGGGCGGACUUUGAGGUGGUGGUGAUUCUGGAGGGGAUGGUGGAGGCCACGGCUAUGACCACACAGUGUAGAAGCUCCUACCUCGCUCACGAGAUCCUCUGGGGCCAGCGCUUCGAGCCCGUGCUGUUUGAGGACAAGAACUGUUACAGAGUCGACUACUCCAGGUUUCACAAAACCUACGAGGUCCCCAGCACUCCCCACUGCAGCGCACGAGAACUGGACCAGGACCGAGACCUGGCCCAGGGCAAGUACCUGCUCCACCAGCCGCUCUUCUGCUACGAGAACGAGAUAGAACCUGAGGAGAACGAGAUAGAACCUGAGGAGAACGAGAUGGAACCUGAGGAGAACGGGAUAGAACCUGAGAAACAGGAGGACCUGGAGGAGACAGAGGAGACGAGGGAGGACAGAGAGGACAGAGAGGAGGGGGAGAAAAAGGAGGGGGAGGAGUCAGAGGGCCUCACAGACACUGCGUCAGAGGGGGCGCCUGAGAGCACCCCAAACUCCGACCUGACCUCUGACCCCAGCCCGCGGCCGCUGCGGCGGGAGUCGCAGAUUUAAAAACACUUAAAUACAGUUUCUGACUCUUUCAGUAAAGUUCUGCCUCUUAAAGGGGUGGCGAGCUCUUAAAGGGGCGUGUGACGGUACGGCUC